Molecule: messenger RNA, 4359 nt
Organism: Talaromyces marneffei
Lineage: Eukaryota; Fungi; Ascomycota; Eurotiomycetes; Eurotiales; Trichocomaceae
Exons: 2
Coding region: 1-4359 (1452 amino acids)
Biological process (GO): calcium ion transmembrane transport; intracellular calcium ion homeostasis
Cellular component (GO): intracellular membrane-bounded organelle; membrane
Molecular function (GO): ATP hydrolysis activity; ATP binding; P-type calcium transporter activity
Source: RefSeq, a predicted model, not a curated record
AUGUCUGGCAACUCCGAAGAUGGAGGGCUUCCUCACAACUCGGGCCCAACGCGUCGUCCACGAGCACCCACAAUCACAAUUGACACAUCUGCAGUGAGUCCGGUGACGCCCACGGAGCAGAACUUUCAAACGACCUCCCCAACAGGCCAAACCACUGUGCCGUUGCUGUCACGCGACAAUUCAGACGUCUCGGUGCAAUCGGGCAUCUCGCCCACCGACGCACGCUCAACAACAUCCUCCGAAUGGUAUCGAGAGAGUAGGCCAACCUCUCCACACAAUGUUUCCUCUCCGACGUCAAAGUUCAAUAGCGAAAGCCAUUCAAAUUUCCUCGCAGUUCCAGGGACCCGAUCUCGGGGUAACUCUAUAGAAUCCGAGACCGGAAGCAAUACAGACUAUUCCUUUGGCGGUGAGACCUACGUGCAAUCCAGUCCAUCACACACCGAACGCACAUCGCAGGACCUAAGUCGCAGGAAUACCAUCUUGAAUGACGAGGAAGCUUUGCGCCCAGAUCCUGGAACCGAGAAGGAUUUUGAAGUCGAAAAUAACAAGUUCGCAUUCACGCCGGGCCACUUGAAGAAGUUUUUUAAUCCAAAAAGCCUGGGUGCACUCCACGCUGUGGGUGGAAUGAACGGCCUGGAGAAAGGUCUGAGAUCUAACCGAAACUCCGGCUUGAGCAUCGACGAAACUUUUCUGGAUGGCACCGUAUCCUUUGAGGAUGCCGUACAUACUACAACCGGGAACCACCAGCCUAAAACAAUCAGCCGAGUAGACACCCAUAAAACGCAAUCGAGUCGACAUUCGCAGUCUAAGGAGGUAUUUGCUGAUCGUAGGCGCGUUUUCGGAGCGAAUCAGCUUCCUGAGAAGAAGGUCAAGACAAUUUGGGAGCUUGCUUGGAUCGCGUAUAACGACAAGGUUCUCAUCUUACUUUCCAUUGCUGCAGUCAUUUCACUGGCGCUUGGAAUCUACCAAUCUGUUACUGCUGACGAUGGCGAGGCUCGAGUGCAAUGGGUUGAAGGUGUUGCUAUUAUUGUCGCUAUUCUAAUCGUUGUUGCCGUCGGAGCAGUGAACGAUUAUCAAAAGGAAUUGCAAUUCGUCAAACUCAGCAAAAAGAAGGAGGAUCGUCAGGUCAAGGCUAUCCGUUCUGGCAAGACGGUCGAGAUCUCUGUUCACGAUGUUUUAGUUGGCGACGUUAUUCUCCUUGAACCCGGAGAUCUCGUGCCCGUUGAUGGUGUUCUUAUCCAAGGCCACAACGUAAAGUGUGACGAGUCAUCUACUACUGGUGAAUCGGAUGUUUUGCGAAAGCACUCUGCGGACGACGUAAUGCGAGCCAUCGACAACCAUGAAUCGUUGAAUAAGCUGGACCCGUUCAUUCUCUCCGGAGCCAAGGUGUCCGAGGGUGUUGGCAAGUUUAUGGUCACUGCCGUCGGUGUACAUUCAGUGUAUGGAAAGACCUUGAUGUCUCUUCAGGACGAGGGUCAAACUACACCUUUGCAAUCCAAGCUCAACGUACUCGCCGAAUAUAUCGCCAAACUCGGCCUCGCAGCUGGCCUCUUACUCUUCAUCGUUCUUUUCAUCAAAUUCCUCGUCCAGUUGAGUUCAUACGAGAGCCCCAACGAUAAGGGUCAGGCUUUCUUGCAAAUAUUCAUCGUCGCCGUCACAGUUAUUGUGGUCGCCGUUCCUGAAGGACUGCCACUUGCUGUUACUUUGGCUCUUGCUUUUGCAACUACUAGGAUGCUCAAAGAUAACAACCUGGUCAGAUUAUUGCGUGCAUGUGAAACAAUGGGUAACGCCACCACCAUCUGCUCCGAUAAGACCGGCACCUUGACCCAAAACGUGAUGAAGGUGGUUGCUGGGUGCCUGGGCACUUCAAAACUCUUUUUUGACAAUCAGAAGAACGAAUCAUCGCAAUCCGAAGAGAACGGAGACUCCGAUGCAGGAGAAGUUUCUCCUUCUGCUCUAGUUUCGGGUUUAUCUGCAGAUGCUAAAGAGCUCCUGUUGGAUUCUAUCGUUCUUAACUCUACGGCUUUUGAGUCACAAGAAGAUGAUGGGCGCCUCACUUAUGUCGGUUCAAAGACUGAAACGGCUUUGCUCACAUUUGCGAAAGAUUAUCUUGGACUUGGCAGCCUCAACGAAGAACGAUCCAAUGCUAACAUGGUUCAAAUGGUUCCGUUUGACUCUGGUCGCAAGUGUAUGGCUGUCGUCAUCAAGCGAAAGGAGGGCCAGUACCGGAUGUUUGUCAAAGGCGCCUCGGAAAUUCUUAUUGGAAAAUCUACUCGGGUCAUCAACAAGAUCGAAACUGGUUUGAGCAGCAUCCCACUCAGUGAUGACGCUCGUACUGGUUUUCUGAACAUCUCCAACACAUAUGCAUCUCGGUCUUUGAGAGCCAUCGGCUUGCUCUACCGCGACUUUGAACAAUGGCCCCCUCGUGGAGCUCCUACACAAGAAGACGACAAGAACUUGGCUGUAUUCGAUGCUAUUUUCAUGGAUAUGACACUAGUUGGUAUUGUGGGAAUCCAGGAUCCCCUACGUCCCGGAGUAACCGAGUCUGUCCAGCAAUGUCAGCGUGCAGGUGUCUUUGUCCGAAUGGUCACUGGUGAUAACAUCAACACUGCCAAAGCUAUCGCCGAGGAAUGUGGAAUUUACACGGCUGGAGGUGUUGCCAUGGAGGGUCCUAAAUUCAGAAAGCUAAGCACAAAGCAGAUGAACCAGAUUAUCCCUCGUCUACAAGUCUUGGCACGGUCUAGCCCAGAAGAUAAGAAGAUUCUCGUGUCAGCACUUAUCCGGCUGGGCGAGACGGUUGCUGUGACUGGCGAUGGUAGCAACGAUGCUGCGGCUUUGAAAACGGCUGAUGUCGGAUUUGCAAUGGGUAUCGCGGGAACUGAGGUCGCAAAGGAGGCCUCUGAUAUCAUCCUGAUGGACGAUAACUUCACCUCUAUUGUGAAGGCUAUAUCGUGGGGUCGCACUGUUAACGAUGCUGUCAAGAAAUUCUUGCAGUUCCAGAUUACUGUCAACAUCACUGCCGUCAUUCUUACCUUUGUGUCAGCAGUUGCCAGUGGCGAUGAGAACUCUGUGUUGACUGCGGUUCAGUUGCUUUGGGUCAAUUUGAUCAUGGAUACUUUUGCAGCUCUUGCAUUAGCUACCGAUCCACCAGCUCCAUCCGUUCUUGAGCGCCGUCCAGAGCCGAAAUCAGCUCCUCUCAUCACUGCCACUAUGUGGAAGAUGGUGAUUGGACAGGCUAUUUUUCAACUGGUUAUUACAUUGAUCUUAAACUUUGCUGGAUUGAGCAUCUUGUCGAGCAUGAACGUGCUCACCGACCCGAACAACAUCGCGAAUGCCACCAAAGAACUCAAGACAGUCGUUUUCAAUACCUUUGUUUGGAUGCAAAUCUUCAACCAGUACAACUGUCGCCGUUUGGAUAAUCACUUUAAUAUCUUUGAAGGAAUGUUCCGCAACUAUUGGUUCUUGGGAAUUCAACUGAUCAUUAUCGGUGGACAAGUCCUGAUCAUUUUCGUCGGAGGUCAGGCAUUCGCCAUUACGCGCUUGAAUGGUCCUGAAUGGGGAGUUUCCCUCGUCCUUGGAGCCAUCUCCCUUCCUGUAGCCAUUAUAAUCCGACUGAUACCGGAUGAAUUUAUCCGACGGCUCAUACCAUCAUUCUGGAAACGCAAGAAGAGGCAGGGCCCUCAAUUGUUGGUGUCAGAUGAAGAACGUCGAUAUGAGUGGAAUCCCGCUCUGGAGGAGAUUCGAGAUCAGCUCACAUUCUUGAAAACGGUUCGUGGCGGACGUUUGAAGAAUAUCAAACAUAAACUACAGCAUCCUCAAACCCUCCUCCCUCGAUCACGCAGCGGAUCACGUUCCCGCGAGGGGUCGAUCUUCGCUCCAUCGACCAACGGGGAGCCCACCGAACCAGCCUCUCCUCCGCCGGCCACCCCCGAGUCACGUUCUCGAAAUCGCACUCCACGAUCUCGAUCAAAUUCUGCUUUUGGACCGGCUGCUGCGAUGGCUGGUGUUAUUGCAGGAAGUAUUGCUGGCUGGUCUCCGGUGGAGCGCAAUCCCGGCGAACAAGAAUCGUGGCAUUUGUCAACGACCAGCCCGCACUCGGGGUUGGAUAAACAACAGGGGGUUGACAUUCACCCGCAAACCGCUGAGGAUGAUCCCAUUAUUGUGAACGACUACAAUCUAUUAUCAACCUCUACCCCACCCAGUCAGAAUCCUGAUUUGAUCCCGGUAUUUGAACAUGGCCCGCCGGAUCGCGUGCCAAGUCGUGGACGACGCUCUACCUCAAGACGGUCACGGUCAAACACGAUGACUACAUUCGGUAGUCGACGAUCUACUUCUCACUCACAAGCACCGCCGCAGUAG